Molecule: messenger RNA, 702 nt
Organism: Strongylus vulgaris
Lineage: Eukaryota; Metazoa; Nematoda; Chromadorea; Rhabditida; Strongylidae
Source: the annotation of a GenBank genome assembly
AUGACUGAGGAAGACUGUACUUGUACACCUGAGAGAGUCAUGCAGUUUUUGCAAAAAAUGGCUGCGGUAAGUGCUGAUCCAUCUCUUUGCGACCCGGAGUCGGACUCGAUAUACCUAUGUGGAAAUUCACUAGGACUCAUGCCGAAAGCUACGGAACGAAUCAUGCAAGAGCAGCUUGACAAAUGGGCCAAAAUGGGUGUCUUCGGUCACACCAAAGGAGAACUUCCAUGGGCUCAUUGUGACGAACAUGCCCUAGAAGGAGUAGCACAGCUUGCUGGUGCAAAACCUGAGGAAAUUGCACUGUGUAAUGGUCUCACUGUUAACAUCCAUGUGUUGCUAGUGUGUCUCGCCCCACGCGAAGGUGAGGUAUGUUUGCGAAAAGAAGAUAUUCUGUCUUAUAUUGAAGAACACGGAGAAGAGAUAGCGGUUAUAUUCCUGCCUGGAAUCCAGAACACAAAAAUCUCGUGCAAGAUAAUAACGCCGUCUGAAUUUCACGAGAGAGGAUGCCAACUUUCCCUCCAAUUUUCUAUAUCCAUUGACGUCAUUUAUAAGGAACUUGUAAAGCGCGGUGUUGCGGUUGACAAGAGAUAUCCGGACGUAAUUCGCGUCACACCUGUGCAUCUCUACAACAACUAUGUGGACUGCCGGCGAUUCAUUACUGCACUACAGGAAGCCUGUGCCGUUGCUGAAGCAUCGCUUUGA